GCUAGGAAGAUCGGCUGCCGACUUCAGAAGCUCGCAGUUCUUUUCUAUGUCUCUGACGAUAUAUACGGCUUUGUAACGCUGGUGCUCUAUUGCGAAACACAAAUGAAUAUGAAAUUUAGUAUAGCUGAUGCAGUAUAAUUGUGACAUUAGUUUUCAUGGCUUAUCAAGUGGCGGUGGAGUCGAGAAGAAGGUAGGGCUAGGGGGUAAGGGGAGUGGAGGUGGUGCAGCUAGAGAGAGAGGGUGGACGAGAAGCUGAUUUCUUUGUGCUCCGUCGCCACGUUGUGCUCUUCACGCUUCCUUUGCAGGAAUUUUGUGUCUUAUUUAUUAAAAGUAAGGAGGUUUCAAAUUUUUAGAGAUCAUUAUAAUCAGUCGGGUUUAUUGUUCGAAGAUACUUCUUUCUUAUCUGAACUUGAAACGGGAUUUACUGCAGUUCGUUCCAACAAUGUUGCCGCAAAUAAGUCUUUGAACGCCGCCUCAUUGCAAUCACAAGCAGCGACCAGCGCCGUGAAGUUCCGGUUGUGCGGGGCAAAGCGAGAAGUGGGCAGGUGGUGAGGCAGAAGCCCGUGUGGGGCUCAGCAGGGUAGUGGGGCGAGGACAAGACAAAGGACAACUCUGUGUGGGGCUCGGUGGAGGACCGCAUCAAGAUGUCGCUUAAGACAGAACACAAGCCCAAGCUGCGGGAGCGCAAGGAGCGUAAGCUUUACAGCGACGACUGGGCGCUGGGUGACGAGGAGAUCGAGGGCUACCACACCUUCAACCUGGGGGAGAAGAUCACGUCAGACCAGUUCACGGGGGGCUUCGUGAAGGACAUGAGUGAUGAGGACUUCUCGCUGGGCUACUUCCAGCAGCACGGCUUCAACUGGCCGCUGCUCUUCAAGACCAAGGAGAAGCUCGGCAUCGUCGUUCCUGACGAGGACUUCAGCGUCAGCGACGUGCGCCAAGCCGUGGGGUCGCGGCGUAUGCUUGACGUGAUGGACGUGUCCACGCAGAAAAACGUCGAGAUGACCAUGAAGGACUGGCAGCGAUACUUUGAAUCCCAGGACAAAGACAAGCUCCUAAACGUCAUCAGCCUCGAGUUCUCACACACCAAGCUCGAGAACCUGGUUCAGGCGCCAACAGUAGUGCGACAAGUUGACUGGGUGGAGAAGGUGUGGCCACGACACCUGAAGGAGGCGCAGACGGCGUCCACGAACGUCUUGGAGGACAUGAUGUACCCCAAGGUGCAGAAGUAUUGCCUCAUGUCCGUCGGUGGCUGCUUCACAGACUUCCACAUCGACUUCGGAGGCACCUCAGUGUGGUACCACGUGCUCAGGGGCAGGAAGAUCUUCUGGCUCAUCCCCCCUACGGAGAACAACCUGCAGCGCUACGAGGCGUGGGUGCUCUCAGGCAAGCAGGGCGACGUCUUCUUCGGCGACACCGUCGACAAAUGCGAGCGCAUCGAGCUCACCACGGGGAACACGUUCUUCAUCCCCACCGGCUGGAUCCACGCAGUGUACACGCCCGAGGACUCGCUUGUGUUCGGCGGCAACUUCCUGCACAGCUACGGCAUCGAGAAGCAGCUGCGCGUGGCACAAGUCGAGGACACCACACAUGUACCACAGAAGUUUAGGUACCCGUUCUUCACGGAGAUGCUGUGGUACGUCUUAGAGAGAUACGUACACGUCCUUCUCGGUCGCACCCACCUCAGUCUGCCGCAGUCCGAGCACGAAAAGCUUUUGGCCGCCGUUAAGAAUACCAACCUCACCGAUGAGAAGCACGUGGCGGAGGAGAAGCACGUGCACGUGACGCGCUACGAGCUGCACGGCCUCAAGGCCAUCGUCAUGUACCUGCACUCGCUGCCCAACAGCCGCAAGAACGUGCCCGACCUGCUGGCCGACCCCGUGCCUCUUAUCCAGGUACACGUGCCCGACCUGCUGGCCGACCCCGUGCCUCUUAUCCACGUGAUAUUUAACGUACCCACGAGACAUCACACGUACCCGCGCCGCGUGUGCGAGCAGUGCACGCGCCCAGAUUGCCGCACGUGUUCCUUCUGCAUCGACAUGACCAAAUAUGGCGGCUCUGGCAUCCUCAAGCAGCGCUGCAAGCUCAAGAAGUGUCCCAAGCCGCUGCUCCCUGCCCCCGCGGUGUGCUACGUGUGCGCCCUGGACGGCUUCCUGCAGUCGGCGGCUGACAAGAAGACGCGCCACGACCAUCCCAGCACACUCAUGGAGUGCUCAGUGUGCUACAAGGUCUCCCACCCCGAGUGUGUCGUAGUCCAGGGAGUGGAGGGCAAGAUCAUCCCCGACUACCCCAACUGCUGGGAGUGUCCUGAGUGCCUUGAGGCUGGCUACGACAGAGAAUACAAGAACGCGCGGGGGGCGCGGCUCUCGGCGGUGGGCAGCAGCGACAGCGGUGGAGCAACUGCGGCCACACCCGUGAAGGAGGAACCUGACGAGCAAGAAGUAAACCAUCAGACGCCCGAUGCCACAUGCGAUGAAGCACCUACGGGUGGAGUACAACACGAACAGCCUACGGACAGGAGGCACGAAGCCCCCACCCAGCACUGCGAUCCCAAACCCGUGGCUGCUCCCCCCAUGCCCACUUGGGGGGAAUUACAGGCGAGGGUGAGAAAGCCAUUGGUUGCUCCCCAGUGGGUGGUUCGACCUGCCCCCAUCGAGUUGAGCCGCGCCGACGCUGGCCUUCUUGACCUUCACAAUGGUCAAAGCAAGCCCGCAAUAAUGUGUGGUCUAGUCCUCCUUAGUGUCUUCAAGCUGCUUUCCGUCAACGACCUCCUUGUGGUGAUGCGCGUGUGUCGGGAGUGGGCGCGAUGGUCCGUCCACCCGUCACUGUGGCCACACCUUACCCUGCCACCCAACCGCCCGGUUAGACCCGAUCAGAUGGAGGGAAUCGUACGUCGGCAGCCCAAUAAGCUGACACUCAGUUGGACCCAACUGACGCAGGCUCAGCUCAAGUGGCUUCUCAUGAGGCUGCCUCAACUGAGUGAGCUGGAGCUGGAGGGACUCACGUGGGGAGAGGUUCGGGAGAUCGCCACCUGCUACUGCCCUCCUCUGUCCAAACUCAACCUGAACUUCGUUCAGGGCUUCAAUGACGAUACGCUGGCCCUCAUGCUAGCCCCACCUGUUUCUAAGAGGCCAGGUUUCAGAAACCAGCAGUGCUCUCGCCUCAGCAAUUUGACACAUCUUUCCCUGUCCAACUCCUUGGUGACCAACACUGGCAUCACGGCCAUCUGCUCUGAACUGCGGCUCGUGCAUCUCGACGUAAGCAAUUGUAUUAUGGUCACUGAAGACACCAUCAAGAUCAUCGUCGAUGGCGUGGGCAACACUUUGGAAUCUCUGGAUGUACGCUCGUGUCAAAACUUGAAGGUUUUUUGCUUGCCUGAGUUGGCCAAGCUUAAAUUGCUUUCCUGGUUAGGUAUGGACAACUGCCCAAACGUUCCUAUAGGAGCUUUGCAGGCGUGGUCUCAAACGCACGGCUAUACGGAAGUAAAGAAAGGUGUUUACACACGCAUUCCGCCCACAGUGAAAAAAGUCAGCCGUGCAAUACAAUCUCGCCUUGUAAAAUCGGCGUUCCAAGAAAUACUGAAAACUCAUAUCCAGAAACUGAGUAACAAGUCACGCAUGAUUCCCUCUAGCGAGAAGAAAGCUGAUUCUGGUUCAGCUCGUCCUAAAGAACACAGUAAAGAUAAUGGGACUAAACAUUGCGACUCCUCCGUUGGGGAAGGGAAAGACAUGGCGUCGGAAAUCGAUGACGAGCUUAAUUCCAAACUGUCAACUGAGGUAACAAAAAAAGCGGACGAUGCGCGGGUAGAUUAUGCAGAUGAAACAGGGAAAGCUUCGGCGGUUGAGGCACAGGAAAAUCAGGCGGUUGAGUGCGGAAAAAAUAAUUCAACCCUCGAGAGUAAACCUACCGUGGGCGAACGAAGCACGUGUGGUCAAAGUAAGGAACUGAUAUCCAAAGAAGCGACUGCAACAAAAGAUGAGGAUUGUGCUGAUUCGGUACCUGUGAACGAUAAACAGGAGCCGAAAGGCGACAAGUCCUUUAGGUGCAGAAAACGGCCUUCUCGCUUCGCUGACUCCGAAGUUGAUACUUCGCCAUCCUUCAAAAAUUCGAGAAAGAAUUUGAAACUUGUCACUGUUGAGCUCGAGGAUAUUGGUUCUGCCACGAAACUCGGAUGCAAAAUGCAGAACGUUGCCAAAGAUUCUUCCAAAAAAGAUGAGUUUCCUUCCAAGCCUUCGCUUAUCAGCCCCAAAUCUAAGUGGCUCGCGCAAGCCGAUCCCAGUAGCAAGAAAGUAGACAAGAAUUUUUCGUCUGACGAAGCCGAGUCGUUGCCAGCAGCUUCGCCAGACUUGCCGCGUAGACAUCAUCGCCGACUGCGGGAAGUGCAAGAAGGCCGCCGGGAGAGCGAUGUGCAAGAAGGCCACCGGGAGCGCACAUCGCCCAAGGAUUCAUCGCCAAGCUCCGUUAAAGGGGAAGACACUUCCAAGACUGAAAUUUCUGGCAAAAGGCUGUCUGUCUCAGAUGAAACGCCUGAGAAGAAAACGGCUCAGUGCAGUCCCAAAAAGAAGCACAAGAAAGAGAAGGAUAUCAUUACCAGAUCAAAAAGACUGAAACAGGAGCCAGCGUUGGAAUCAAACUUGGAAGAAAAAUAUUCUGCCGUCACUGAAGCCUCGAAUUUAGGAAAAGAUUAUGCCAGCAAGUCGCACAUCGAAAGUCGGUCACAUAGUGACAAAUUCGAACUCAAACACAAGGCGUCGAAGCGCGAGCGAUCAUCGUCGUUUGAAUCAACUGGGUACAAGCACGAGACAAGCGAUAAACCCGUUACGAAUCUUGACUCGAAAUACUCGGCAAAAUUAAGGAAAAAGUCCCACGAAGGUUCUCCGUUAGUGGACAAUGCCAACAGUGAUACUGGCAACAAACCACUGAAAGAACAGACGAAGCAGAGACGGCGACCAUCCAAGGAUGAAGAUAAGGCAGAGGUCCCUCGUCUCAGCCUCGAUCACGAAGAGCCUUGCAAACCGUCAUCGGCAUCGCCGUCAGCCAGGAGCAGCAGGAGGAGAAGUGACGAAGCAUCAAAAGAAAAGAAAAACGUAGACUUGAAAGUCACGAAAGAGAAGAAAAUUUCAUCCGCAGUUGCUGAGGAAAGUGACAAAUUAGCCUCCACUGUCGCCACUCCAGAAGUAGAUCACACCAAAGGCUCUCACACGGAGGCGAGCUCAGUGAGCGCAAAAAAUGUUAGAUAUGAAAAAUUAAAAAGCCCUAAACCUGCGUCUCCGAGCAAGUCCUUCACUCGCGACAAAGUCCCCGUAAUUUCGAAGAAGAAAGGUGAAGAAAAACCUGGAAGUAGUGAGAAAAAGCGUGAAAUUUUGUCUGGGAUGAGCACAAGUUCUGGAUCUAAAGCCGUCCGCAAGAAUAUUAUCUUCGAGAAAACUAUGAACAAGUUCGGCGCUGAUCCGUUGAUGCGAAAUCCCAGCUCCCCCGACGCCGCUGUGUCAGAUGCGCCUUCUGCGAUGUCAGCUUGCGCUUCCUUACAACAUGAGGAAUCACGGGAGUCCUCCAAAGUACCUUCGUCAGCCUUGAUGGGGAAAAUUCCUGAAAUAUCAACGGAGCCAAAGAAACUUGCAGUCAAGAGGAAAAAGUUUCCGGGAAGUAGGGUAGUCGAUGACAACAGAAGUCCGAAAGAGAAACCUGCAACGAAACCUUCAAAAUCUGUCCAUUUGUCAAGUGACAGAAGCCUGGAGUCACCACCAAUCGACAAGAAGGCUUUGUCUGGACGUAAGGACUAUACCAAGCACUUCGCUGUGCGACUCUCUUCCACCAUACAGAAGAAAUCAACUGCAUCAGAGUUUUCAUAUAAAAAAGGCAAGUCGCCGAAGCAGGGAACUACUCCAGCGCUUGAUCUGGAUGUCGAAGCCAAACCGAAGUUGGAAAUGCCUGGACAAAAUAGGCCUCAAGUGUCGGGUGAGCGGAGCGGUAACGACAAAAUAUUCAGUUGCGUAAAGAAAGUUGAGUCCAUGACAAACAUUCUUGAUCACGGAGCGCAGAGCGAUGUGCAAGAUAUUGUUGGAGCCUCCCAAAACUCUGAAGCUGUUUCACCUGUAAGGUCUGGCACAGGCUCUCGUGCUGCGGGCAAACUGGAAGAGAAGAGGGAAGGGAGGGGUAAAAAUGAGGAGCUGGAAGACACCAACCCCGCUGGCGGGAGUGCAAGGCCUGACCACAACCCCACCACAGCCUCACAUGACGAGCCUAGAACAAGCAACGACUCCUUUCUUGGGGGCCGAGAUUCUUGUUCGAAGUAUCCCACUUAAACCACUAAAUCCGUGCAGAUUAUGUGUACAUUUUUUUCGUGGCUGCAGCUGAAGCUGCUAAUAAUUAUCUACCGAUAAUUAUUCAAACAAUUAUUAUAUUUAUUGAUUUUAACCAAAAUUUAUCAACGACCUGAUUCGUUCAUUGGCAUGAAAAAGGUAAUCGUAAGUAAAUUGUAAUUCAAUAGAGCCGUUAAAGGUCUGCCUGCGAAGUUGAGAAGACUACAAGAGUUGAGCUAGUCAAAAAAUAUUAGAGGCUAAUAGUUUUGGCGCAAUUUAAUGCAGGAAAUUAAGGAUCGGCCAAUUAAUUCUCAGCUUAAAUAAGAUUACCAAAUUAAGGGGUUCUUCCUUACAUCCUUCCCAGGAUUGUGAGAGUAAGUUAAUAUGUGCAUGAUUAAUUAAUACGAGUAGCUGUGUAGGUCUCCUGCGU
This is a messenger RNA of Hyalella azteca, 6732 nucleotides long. RefSeq lists its product as uncharacterized. Lineage: Eukaryota; Metazoa; Arthropoda; Malacostraca; Amphipoda; Hyalellidae. The record is from RefSeq and is a predicted model, not a curated record. Gene Ontology annotation, molecular function: histone demethylase activity; transcription coregulator activity; zinc ion binding. Gene Ontology annotation, biological process: regulation of transcription by RNA polymerase II; protein demethylation. Bases 645 to 6305 code for a protein of 1886 amino acids. The transcript is spliced from 16 exons.